AUGGGUAACACUAAAUUCUCAUUUCCUCUCCCUUUGUCGGUAGUCACUAUCUUUAUAUUAUGUUCCUCCAUCCCUGGAAUCUCAGCCGUUCGAUACCCAAUCAACGUAUGGCCGAAGCCCACGACCUUUCUCUGGACCCACCCACAGGCAAUCCUACUCUCCCCGAACUUCACAAUCUCAAACCCUUACCACCGUUACCUAACUACCGCCGUUGACCGUUAUCUCCGUCAAGUCCUGACGGAGCACCACCAGGCCCUGAUCAAACCACCACUCAACUUGACGUCAGCACCGCCACUUCAAUUGUUGAUCAUAACCAUCACUGACCUCUCCUCGCCUUUAACUCACGGCGUAGACGAGUCCUACACCCUCACAAUCCCCUCCUCCGGGUCUACAAACGCUACACUCUCCGCCCAUACUGUAUGGGGCGCAAUGCGCGGACUGGAAACUUUUUCUCAAUUAGUGUAUUCAGAACCCUCAAUUGUCGCUUCCGGGUUGUACAUUUCCGACGUACCACUUUUUAUGCACCGCGGAAUCGUACUUGACACAUCAAGAAAUUAUUACCCAGUGGACGAUUUGUUGAGGCUUGUAAAGGCGAUGAGUAUGAAUAAAUUGAAUGUGUUUCAUUGGCAUAUAACGGAUUCGCAUUCAUUUCCACUGGUGCUUCCGUCGGAGCCGGAGCUGGCCGAAAAAGGAGCGUACGGUGAAGAAAUGAAGUACACGGCGGAGGACGUGAAUCGGGUGGUGGAGUUUGGGAUGGAAUACGGUGUUCGAAUUGUGCCUGAAAUUGACAUGCCCGCACAUACAGGAUCAUGGGCUGAAGCUUACCCCGAGAUCAUCACUUGUGCAAACAUGUUCUGGUGGCCUGCAGAAGCCGAAUGGGCUGACCGGUUUGCGUCUGAACCGGGCACCGGUCAACUGAAUCCUUUAAGCCCCAAGACCUAUGAAGUUGUCAAAAAUGUCAUCAAGGAUGUUGCUACCAUGUUUCCUGAUUCAUUCUAUCAUGCAGGAGCUGAUGAGAUCAUUCCGAAUUGCUGGAAAGUCGACCCUUCAAUUCAAACUUUCCUUUCUAAGAAUGGAACCCUUAGUCAGAUUCUUGAAAUGUUUGUUAAUUCUACCUUACCUUAUAUUACCUCCCUAAACCGGACAGUUGUUUACUGGGAGGACGUGUUAUUGGAUUCUAUUAUCAAAGUGAUCCCUUCGGUUCUUCCUCCAGCAAAUGUUAUUCUGCAAACAUGGAACAAAGGGCCAAAUAACACUAAAAGAGUUGUUGCGUCUGGUUACCGUGUCAUUGUAUCAUCCUCAGACUUCUAUUACUUGGAUUGUGGACAUGGAAGUUUCCUUGGAAAUGAUAGUCGGUAUGAUCAGCCACUGGGUACUGAUCCAGGUAAUGGCGGAUCAUGGUGUGAACCCUUCAAAACAUGGCAAACUAUCUAUAAUUACGAUAUAACAUAUGGUUUGAGUGAGACGGAGUCAAAGCUGGUAUUGGGAGGGGAGGUGGCAUUAUGGUCAGAGCAAGCUGACUCCAGUGUUAUGGAUUCACGGAUAUGGCCUAGAGCAUCAGCAAUGGGUGAGGCAUUAUGGUCCGGGAACAGAGAUGAAACCGGAAAGAAAAGAUAUGCAGAGGCUACAAAUCGGUUGAAUGAGUGGAGAUUUAGAAUGGUUACUAGGGGAAUAGGUGCUGAACCCAUUCAGCCGCUCUGGUGCAUGAAAAAUCCAGGCAUGUGUAACACAGUUCAACCUUUUGUUAGCUGA
Messenger RNA from Fraxinus pennsylvanica, 1752 nucleotides. The record is from the annotation of a GenBank genome assembly. Lineage: Eukaryota; Viridiplantae; Streptophyta; Magnoliopsida; Lamiales; Oleaceae.